AUGGCGCCCGCCGUCACUCGUUCCCUCACCCUCGUCGCUCUUUGCCUCCUCUCGCUCCACACCGCCCUCGCCUCGUCGCCCUCGGCCCCGACGUUCGACCUCGCCGCCCUCGACAGCGAGGGCCUCGGCCUCUUUGCGCGCACCGUCGACGGCAACCUCGCCAAGGGCUGGCACGCCCACUCGCUGUACGGCAAGCGUGCGUCGCACUCGGGCCUCGACAAGCGCACGGUCGGCAAGGCGUGGUCCGGCAAGUCCAAGUUCGCCUCGGCCGGCUCGACGGGCGUCGCGGCGAUGCAGGUCACGGUCGUCGACGAUGACCACAUCCUCAUCUACGACAAAGCAGAAAACAACGCUCUCAAGGACGCGUCGGGCGCUUCGGCAUGGGCCUCCCUGUACACGAUCUCGACCAAAAAGGUCCGCGCGCUCAACGUGGUCACGAACGCGUUCUGCGCGGGUGGGGGUUGGAUCGGCAACGGCACGCUCGUCAGCGUCGGCGGCAACCCGCAGCAGACGUACAUCAACGACAAGGCCGAGGACGGGCUCGCCGCGCUCCGCCUGUUCACGCCCUGCGCCGACGAGCGCUGCGACGUGUACGAGAACCCGGCCCGCAUCCGCCUCACGUCGCCUCGUUGGUACCCGAGCACCGUCCGGCUCGUCGACGGCAGCCUCAUGAUCGCUGGAGGGAUGGUGGUCAGGGGCUUCUCGAACCAGGACGCGACCGACAACCCGACGUUCGAGUUCUUCCCGCCCAAAGGCGACGGCCUGCCCGUCUACUCGUCGUUCCUCCACGACGCCCUCAAGUCGAACCUGUUCCCGGUCAUGUACACGCUCCCGUCGGGCUACGUCUUUAUCGCCGCCAACAAGAUGGCCAUGCUGUACGACGCCAAGAAGAACAUCGAGCGUCGCCUCAAGCCUCUGCCCAAUGGCGUCACGAUCACGUACCCGGGCAGCUCGGCGAGCGUCCUCUUGCCUCUCACUAUCGCCAACAACUUUGAGCCCGAGGUCCUCUUCUGCGGCGGCACGACGGCCAACCUCGACAUCAACCCGUCGCAGCUCAGCGCCAAAGCGCCUGCGAGCAAGCAGUGUUCAAGGAUGAUUUUGAACGCGGCCGGCCUGCGCAAGGGCUGGCAGACCGAGAACAUGCCGUUCCCUCGCGUCAUGGGCGACGCCAUCCUUACGCCCGACGGCAACGUGCUCAUCGUCAACGGCGCUCAGGCUGGCAUCGCCGGCUACGGCAACGUCAAGGACGAGAUCGGCGCCUCGAACGCCCGCUCGCCCGCCAAGGAGCCCCUCCUGUACGACCCAGACGGCGUCAAGGGCAAGCGCUUCACGCGCGGCUUCCCGAACGCGGGCAUGGAGCGCCUAUACCACUCGGUGGCGACGCUCCUUCCCGACGGCCGCAUCUUUACCGCCGGCUCGAACCCGAACGACGGCGUCUCGACCAAGACGUACCGCACGAGGUACAACGUCGAGAUGCUCUCGCCGCCCUACAUGUCGAUGAAGCGCCCGUCGUUCUCGGCCCAGCCGGCCAAGAUGGCGUACAAGAAGAACUACGUCCUCACGGUGUCGCUUCCCUCGGGCACCAAGAAGGUCCAGGCGUUCAUCAUGGACCUCGGCUACUCGACGCACGGCGUCCACAUGUCUCAACGCAUGGUCGAGCUCGCGUGCACGCUCAAGGGCAACAAGCUCACCGUCACGGCGCCCAAGACGACAGGCAUCUUCCAGCCUGGCCCCGCGUGGCUGCACCUUCUUGCCGACGGCGUCCCGUCCAAGUCGACCAAGGUCAUGAUCGGCUCGGGCGCGUCGCCUCCUGUGUCGCAGAGCGCGAUCAGCAACAUGCUCAAGCACACCAAGGGCUCGAACUAG
Rhodotorula graminis WP1 is the source of this 1866-nucleotide messenger RNA. RefSeq lists its product as uncharacterized. The transcript is spliced from 8 exons. NCBI's taxonomy places the organism in Eukaryota, Fungi, Basidiomycota, Microbotryomycetes, Sporidiobolales, Sporidiobolaceae. The coding region runs from base 1 to 1866 and encodes 621 amino acids. The record is from RefSeq and is a predicted model, not a curated record.